GCUCGCGGAGAGCCGGCGCGGAAGUGGCCGGCGGCCGCGCGCCCUGGUCCAGGCCUGCAGGCAUGUCGUCGGGGGACGAGGGGCCCGGCGGGCAGAAGGGGGCCCCGCGAGCGGCCGCCACUCUCUGCGGCCUGUACCACGAGGCCGGGCAGCAGCUGAGGCGCCUGCAGGACCAGCUGGCCGCCCGGGACGCCCUCAUAGAGCGCCUCCGCGCCCGCCUGGCCGCGCUCGAGGGCGACGCGGCGCCGUCGCUCGUGGACGCACUGCUGGAGCAGGUGGCGCGCUUCCGGGAGCAGCUGCAGCAGCGGGAGGGUGGCGCCGUGGAGGCGGCGCUGCGCCAGGAGAUCGAGAGACUCUCUGAGCAGCUGGAGGAGAAGGAGCGAGAAGCCCAGCAGUGGGCGAGCCAGCCAGGCCACGCUCGCGAGCGGGAGGUGGCCCUGCUGCGCAGGCAGGUGGCAGAGCAGGAGCGGGCCCGGGCCGCCAGCGACGUCCUGUGCCGCUCCUUGGCCGACGAGACCCACCAGCUGCGGAGGACUCUGGCCGCCACCGCCCACAUGUGUCAGCACCUGGCCAAGUGUCUGGAUGCACGGCAGGGGGCCGUGGGGGAGCAGAGCCCGGAGCCAGGACGCGCAGGCAGGGAGGCCUCUGUCCAGGCUGCGAUUGAGAGGUUACGGGAAGAAAACCGACUGUUAAAGCAGAAGGUGACUCAUGUGGAGGACCUCAACGCCAAGUGGCAGCGCUACGACGCCAGCCGGGAGGAGUACGUGCGGGAGCUGCGGGCCCAGCUGCGGGGGCCGCCGGCCCCCGAGCCCGAGCUGGGGCUGAUGAGGAAGGAGAUCUCCCGGCUCAACCGGCAGCUGGAGGCGAGGAUCGGCGAGUGCGCGGGGACGGCGCGGGAGCUGGCGGCGGCGCGGGAGCGGACGCAGAUGCUGGAGCAGCAGAUCCUGGUGUACAAGGACGACUUCCUGUCGGAGAGGGCGGACCGGGAGCGGGCGCAGGGCCGGAUUCAGGAGCUGGAGGACCAGCUGGCCGCCCUGCAGCGCCAGGCGUCCCGCGGGCAGGACCCCCAGAAGCCAGGCUCCUGCCGGAUUCACACAGGGACCCAGCCCCCCAAGUACUCAGAGACCGAUGCCGUGGAGUUGCCGGCAUCUGCCGGCCAGCGGCCCGGGACCGGGUCCCAGUGUCCGGCCGCCCCUGGAGAGGGCGGGCGCCCCGGCGCAGCCCAGAGCGGCCAGGGGGAGCUCCAGUGCCCCCACUGCCUGCAGGGCUUCGGCGACGAGCAGGGCGAGGAGCUCCUGAGGCACGUGGCCGAGUGCUGCCUGUGAGCCCAGGCAGGGACAGGCGGGGCGCCCUCAGCACGCGAGAUCCAGGCUGAGGGUGCUUCCGACCCCUUGCCUCGGUCCUGCUCCAGCCGCGGACAGAGUGGGUCAGGGGGACCCGCUGCACCGGGGGUGGUGCGUGCUCGGGAGGCCCGGCUCUGCUUCCUGCACAGAGCUCAAGGUGUCCGGCUGCGGCCCAGGUGACAGCCCCGCCCCACCCUGCGCCUGGGGCGCUGCAGCCUGCUGGGAAGAGGGGCUGCCCGUGGGCGCCACACGCCGGCGCCCAGGGUGGGAGGGCCCCUCCAGGGGCGCAGAGCCCAGCGUGCGGCCGCCAGUCGCUGGCCGGGGUGGCCUCGGCUGGAGGAGCUGCUGUGUGCUCUGGGCAGAGGGUGCUGCCACGGUGCCAGCCACGCACCCCGGAGCUCAGGCACUCUCACUGUGUGUUCACGUGCUCGUGUAAUAAACAUGUUUGCUGCUGA
Phyllostomus hastatus (greater spear-nosed bat) is the source of this 1798-nucleotide messenger RNA. It is a transcript of the gene TNIP2, whose product is annotated as TNFAIP3 interacting protein 2. Gene Ontology annotation, molecular function: K63-linked polyubiquitin modification-dependent protein binding. Bases 63 to 1325 code for a protein of 420 amino acids. Gene Ontology annotation, biological process: regulation of transcription by RNA polymerase II; cellular response to lipopolysaccharide. NCBI's taxonomy places the organism in Eukaryota, Metazoa, Chordata, Mammalia, Chiroptera, Phyllostomidae. The transcript has 6 exons. The record is from RefSeq and is a predicted model, not a curated record.